AUGCUCAGCCAAGGACUGACAUGUCAGGCGCUUCUAUCAGAGCGGACGACACUGAGCUGCGAGUGCCCACCGAGGUACCUGGUGUUCACGCAGUUCCAGGGGAUGUGGUUCCCGAGAAAGAAUCUGAAGUUGUGGAGCUGCAACGUUCCCCAUGAACCAGGAAACCACCCGAAAGACUUGAACUUUUUUUCUAUGCUGAAUAACAUCUUGGUUCAGACAACAGAAAUGUUCGCCGGGCUUCUCACAACAAACGGCCACAAAUCAGUCAAAGGUGAAAGCGACCGUCAGCCGGACAAAAACCACUACGUCUGCAAAGCUCAGAAAGGUGAAUUCUCCACUGAGACAGCCAGAGCUGCCUCUCCUCUGCCGAUCACUUACACCUCGCUCGAUCGAAAACAUGACAUCGGCAGCCUUGACUCCGAAAAGGUGGCGGAGAUGAAAAGGACCUUGCCCCCACCCACACACCCACCCCAACCCCCACCCGCACCCACACCCCCACCCUCACCCACACCCCAACCCCCAACCACACUCCCACCCCCACCCACACCCCCACCCCCACCCACACCCUCACCCCCACCCACACACUCACCCCCACCCACAGCCCCACCCUCACCCCCACCCACACCCUCACCCCCACCCUCACCCCCACCCACACCCCCACCCCCACCCACAGCCCCACCCUCAACCCCACCCACACCCCAACCCCCACCCACACACCCACCCCAACCCCCACCCGCACCCACACCCCCACCCUCACCCACACCCCAACCCCCAACCACACUCCCACCCCCACCCACACCCCCACCCCCACCCACACCCUCACCCCCACCCACACACUCACCCCCACCCACAGCCCCACCCUCACCCCCACCCACACCCUCACCCCCACCCUCACCCCCACCCACACCCCCACCCCCACCCACAGCCCCACCCUCAACCCCACCCACACCCCUACCCUCACCCCCACCCACACCC
This is a messenger RNA of Carcharodon carcharias (great white shark), 975 nucleotides long. Its product is annotated as vegetative cell wall protein gp1-like. Lineage: Eukaryota; Metazoa; Chordata; Chondrichthyes; Lamniformes; Lamnidae. The annotation marks the transcript as partial. The transcript has 5 exons. The record is from RefSeq and is a predicted model, not a curated record.